AUGGCCAUGCCGAUGCCGCCACCGCCGCCCGCAGGCAUGCCUCCGAUGGGGCCGAUGGGUCCGAUGGGGCCGAUGGGGCCGAUGGGACCGAUGGGUCCGCCGCCGGCAGCCGACAUGGCUGGGAUGGGGACGAUGCCAGUGAUGCACGCGGCCUUCUUCUGGGGGCACCGAGCGCAGGUACUCUUCCGCGACUGGCCCGGAGACCGUGCCGGCGCAGGUAUGUACGUCCUCUGCCUCUUCAUCGUCCUCACGCUCGCCGCGCUCGUGGAGGCCCUCUCCGCGGCGUCGAGGGGGGUCUCCAGCCGCCGGCCGGCCGUGGUGCUGGCGCUCACGGGGCUCCACGCGGUGAAGAUGGCGCUGGCCUACCUGGUGAUGCUGGCUGUCAUGUCGUUCAACGUCGGCGUCCUCCUCGCUGCCGUCGCCGGACACGCGAUCGGGUUCCUCCUCGCGCGGAGCGCCGUGUUCCGCCAAGCGACUCCGGGUGACGCGCCACAGAACGGUGCUCUCGUUCCCUCGGAGGGGCGACAUGCGCGGACUGCCAUCGAUCAACAAGGCCAUCAUCUCCCUGCUCCCGAAGGUUGA
Messenger RNA from Triticum turgidum subsp. durum (durum wheat), 582 nucleotides. The record is from the annotation of a GenBank genome assembly. NCBI's taxonomy places the organism in Eukaryota, Viridiplantae, Streptophyta, Magnoliopsida, Poales, Poaceae.